AGUCUUACUUAUGAAGAAGUUUGGUCAAUCAUUUCUUUCUAAAUCCUAAUUCCGAUUUUUUCCUUGCAUAAAAAAAAAUAAAAAAUUGAAAAGCGCGUUUCAACAAAUCCACCGGAAGCACUUCGUGAAAAGUCGAUAUAUAACUAGAAUCCAGUAACUGUACCAGUUUUCAACCGGACAAAAAUUCUUCGCCAUCCCAACUCCUCUUCGCUCUCAUUCUGGUGGCGAACACCGACACAACCACCACCACUUCCUCCUCCGUCGUCUUCUUCUUCUUCUUCAUCAAUUCUCAUAUCUUAUUAUUCAUAAUUCAUAACUCAACCACCGACAAAAACCAUUCGCAAGAAGCUUCUAGAUCUCGAUCUCGAACGCCAUGGCGUUUUUGAGAUCUCUCGUUUUCUCUACACUUCUUCUCUGUCUCUUUCACACCGCUUACUGCUUCUACCUUCCCGGCGUCGCUCCACAGGAUUUCUACAAGGGAGAUAUAUUGCAAGUGAAAGUAAACAAAUUGACAUCAACAAAGACCCAGCUUCCAUACUCAUAUUAUUCACUUCCUUAUGUUGCCCCCAAAAAAAUACAGGAUAGUGCAGAAAAUCUUGGGGAAGUUCUUCGUGGUGAUCGCAUUGAAAAUUCACUAUAUGUGUUCAAAAUGCGCGAGCCACAAAUGUGUAAUAUUGUGGGUAAAAUUAAACUUGAUGCAAAAAAUGCCAAGGAGUUCAAAGAGAAGAUCAAUGAUGAAUAUCGGGUGAACAUGAUCCUAGAUAACCUUCCUCUAGUUGUUCCCAUAAAACGGAAUGAUCAGGAUUCUACUGUUUACCAGCUUGGUUUCCAUGUCGGUCUCAAAGGGCAGUAUACCGGGAGCAAGGAGGAAAAGCAUUUUAUCCACAAUCAUUUGGCAUUUACUGUCAAGUAUCACAGAGACGUGCAAACUGAAUCUGCUAGAAUUGUGGGCUUUGAGGUGAAGCCGUUCAGUGUUAAACACGAGUAUGACGGUAAAUGGGAUGAGAAGAAGACUCGUUUGACAACCUGUGACCCUCAUGCUAAGCACACAGUUGUGAACAACAACUCCCCUCAAGAAGUUGAAGAGAACAAGGAAAUUAUCUUCACAUAUGAUGUAGACUUCCAGGAGAGUGAUGUGAAAUGGGCUUCAAGAUGGGAUGCCUAUUUGCUAAUGAAUGAUGACCAAAUUCACUGGUUCUCUAUUGUUAACUCAUUAAUGAUUGUUCUCUUCCUUUCGGGAAUGGUGGCAAUGAUAAUGUUGAGGACACUCUAUCGUGACAUUGCAAAGUAUAAUGAGCUUGAGACCCAGGAAGAAGCCCAAGAGGAGACUGGUUGGAAGCUUGUCCAUGGGGAUGUAUUUAGGCCUCCUAACAACUCAGAUUUGCUGUGUGUUUAUGUUGGAACUGGUGUUCAAUUUUUUGGGAUGAUACUAGUGACCAUGAUAUUCGCCAUCCUUGGGUUCCUUUCUCCUUCUAACCGGGGUGGGCUCAUGACAGCUAUGCUCUUGGUUUGGGUUUUCAUGGGAAUAUUUGCUGGUUAUUCUUCAACUCGCUUGUACAAAAUGUUCAAAGGAUCAGAGUGGAAAAAAAUUGCCCUCAGGACUGCAACCUUAUUCCCUGCAAUUGUCUCUGUCAUUUUCUUUAUAUUGAAUACUCUCAUAUGGGGCCAAAAAUCAUCUGGAGCUGUGCCAUUUGGUACGAUGUUUGCUCUGGUCUUUUUAUGGUUUGGGAUCUCUGUUCCACUUGUUUUCGUGGGUAGCUAUAUUGGUUUCAAAAAACCUGCAAUUGAGAAUCCUGUGAAAACAAACAAAAUCCCAAGGCAGGUCCCUGAACAGGCCUGGUACAUGAACCCAGCUUUCUCAGUUUUGAUUGGGGGAAUACUUCCAUUUGGAGCUGUUUUCAUUGAGCUUUUCUUUAUCCUCACCUCAAUCUGGUUGAAUCAGUUUUACUACAUCUUUGGGUUCCUCUUUUUGGUCUUCAUCAUCCUCGUUGUCACUUGUGCUGAAAUAACCAUUGUGCUCUGUUACUUCCAGUUGUGCAGUGAGGAUUACUUGUGGUGGUGGCGGUCAUACCUUACUUCUGGUUCUUCUGCACUAUACCUCUUUCUUUAUGCAACAUUCUACUUCUUUACCAAGCUUGAAAUCACAAAGUUGGUAUCUGCAAUAUUUUACUUUGGGUACAUGCUUAUAGCUUCUUAUGCAUUUUUUGUGGUAACCGGUACUAUUGGAUUCUAUGCAUGCUUUUGGUUCACAAGACUCAUCUACUCCUCUGUCAAAAUUGAUUAGUUAUAUAGCAAGUAAUGGUUUGGGUUAAUUUACUAUAGUUAUUAGAGGAUGAAGGAAGUUUGUGUAAGGAUUUUGAAAUUCAGGUACUGUCAUGUUUACGUGUAACCUAUUCUAUACAAUUUUGAAUUAUGAUGACAGUGAUUCUUUUGUUUCAGUAUCAUUUUAGUUGCCUGUCUCCAUAUUUGAGGUGGUUUGUCUAAAUGGGCUAGUAUUGUUUUUUAUGUUUGGAGCACUAUGUCUCUGUAUAAAUGAAAUCUCAUCAAUUUGAGCUUGAA
Molecule: messenger RNA, 2559 nt
Organism: Trifolium pratense (red clover)
Lineage: Eukaryota; Viridiplantae; Streptophyta; Magnoliopsida; Fabales; Fabaceae
Product: transmembrane 9 superfamily member 9-like
Exons: 7
Coding region: 374-2284 (636 amino acids)
Biological process (GO): protein localization to membrane
Cellular component (GO): membrane
Source: RefSeq, a predicted model, not a curated record